UCUAUGUUUUGCUAACCUAUGUAUUGUUCUAUUAUUUACAUAAACAUAAAUACAGUCACAUAUAGAGUAAUAUAGCUUAUGUACGAAAUAUCAAACACCAGCAAUUUGUGUAUGUAGAAAAGGACAGGUUAUUGAGAGAGAGAGAAUAUAUUUGCUUUUAUUGGUGCAAGAAGCUGAGAGAAAGAGAGAGAGAGAGAGAGAGAGAGAGAGAUGGGGAGGGGGAGAGUGGUAUUGGAGAGAAUAGAGAACAAGAUCAACAGGCAAGUUACCUUCUCAAAGCGCAGGAAUGGUUUGCUCAAGAAAGCCUACGAGCUCUCUGUGCUAUGUGAUGCUGAAGUUGCCCUCAUCAUCUUCUCCAGCCAUGGCAAGCUCUUCGAGUUUGGCAGCACUGACAUGGACAAAAUCCUUGAACGUUACCGCCAAUGUUGUUACUCACAAGCCAAUAAUGUGGUUGAGGAGGGAACGCAGACCUUAUACCAAGAAGUCUCAAGGUUACGCGCCAAUUAUGAAUCUCUUCAGCGUUCACAAAGGCAUAUGCUUGGAGAAGAUCUGGAAUCACUUAAUCUGAAAGAGUUGCAACAUCUUGAGAAACAGCUCGAUAGAACUCUCUCACAAGCAAGACAGCGGAAGACAGAGAUGAUGUUAGAACGAUUAGAAGGACUACGCAAAAAGGAGCAAGAUCUAGGAGAAAUAAACAAACAGCUUAAAUCUAAGCUUGAGGAACAUGGUCAAUGUACUGAAGCUAUUCAAGAGCCAGGAAAUCCUAGCACAGUAGCACGUGAUAACCAGCUUAAGGUGCAUACUCCACAAGCCAAUCACAAGGACUCUGAACCCAACUUACAGAUGGGGUACAACCAACCUCUUCCCCCAGAAGAAGCAAUGGCAACAAGGAACUUAGCAGGUGGGAGUAGCCGUAACCAGGGUUGGCUUCUUUGAAGGGUUCCCACAAGCUUUUCCAACCUGAACUAGAGGAUGCCAAGUGAUGUCUCUCUAAUUGUUGUGUGACUAAUAAUUAAUUAUGGAACCGUGCAUUUGAACUAGUAAAUAAUGAAUAAACAUAUACAUAUAUCUAUGAAUAUUUGUGAUGCAGUAUGCAACAUAUGAUUGUAAGUGUGCAUUUAUUUGCUAAUGAUGAUUU
Quercus robur (English oak) is the source of this 1138-nucleotide messenger RNA. RefSeq names its product agamous-like MADS-box protein MADS3. Gene Ontology annotation, molecular function: RNA polymerase II cis-regulatory region sequence-specific DNA binding; DNA-binding transcription factor activity, RNA polymerase II-specific; protein dimerization activity. NCBI's taxonomy places the organism in Eukaryota, Viridiplantae, Streptophyta, Magnoliopsida, Fagales, Fagaceae. Gene Ontology annotation, cellular component: nucleus. Gene Ontology annotation, biological process: positive regulation of transcription by RNA polymerase II. The transcript is spliced from 8 exons. The record is from RefSeq and is a predicted model, not a curated record. The coding region runs from base 211 to 936 and encodes 241 amino acids.